Molecule: messenger RNA, 2658 nt
Organism: Aureobasidium melanogenum CBS 110374
Lineage: Eukaryota; Fungi; Ascomycota; Dothideomycetes; Dothideales; Saccotheciaceae
Exons: 2
Coding region: 1-2658 (885 amino acids)
Biological process (GO): protein ubiquitination; ubiquitin-dependent protein catabolic process
Molecular function (GO): ubiquitin protein ligase activity
Source: RefSeq, a predicted model, not a curated record
AUGACCGAACCUGCUACUCAUCAUCUGCUCAACGCCACCGCUACUGCCAUUCACCAAUCCGCUUCUUCACCCGCCGCUGCUGCUGCUUCGCCUUCGUCCUCUGGCUACCUCUCCUUCCUCAGUCUUCCUUUCUCGGCUGAUGCCAUAAAGGGUUUUGGCGGCAUGUUUGCAUACAUAGGCUCACGCUGGGCCCUGGCCACCUUUGCCAUUUCCAUCUUCCUCAACCGCACCCACUUCUACGCUUCGUCUCGUCAGAACCUGAACCCCCGUUGGCACACCCGUCUCCUCCUAUACUCGGCUCCAAUCUUACUCCUCUCCUACCACAUCUUAUCUAUCCUUCAAGCACUCAAAUGUCAGACGUUUCCCGACUACCCUCUGCUACGAUAUGGCGACCCAAACAAGCACCUGGCCAUCAACUUUGGUGGGGAAGGUGGUUUUGUAUACGAAUUCAGCUCCAAGCUGUUGUUCUGGAAGUCAGAUGCUGAAUGCUGUCGCGCAAUGAACAUGGCUCUUGAGGACGACAAGUUCCUCGAUGUCAUGGGCUCUUUCUCGCUUCUCUGGCCCCUUUUUCUGGCCCUUUGCUUCAGUCAGUUUAUCGAAACACUGAGCUGUGCUCUCCAAGGAAGGCAGCCCUUGCCUGAGACUGGCAUGACAACCUUCGAGCAUUCUCUGGCUUUUGCUGAAUCAGAAGCAAUGCUUACCAACGCUAUUGGCUUGAGCGGCUUUGGUCCAGCCGACUCGACCUCGCACUCCCGCCCUAUCUCUGACCCAUCCGACCCUUCAGACCUGUCUACUAUUCUGUUGACCAAGUCUAUGGUUCUUCAACGCCUCAACGUUCCUUCCGAGGUUUUACUCAUCGCUUUGAUUUCUUGCAUGAGCCACAUCAGUAGUGCCAUCCUCGCCAUCACUGGUCGAAGACACCAACUGCGCCUUGUCAAUACGGCUAUCUGGGCCAUAUGCUACAUGGCUGCUUUCUGCUGGAGCUUUGUCAAUGCUCUCUCGAGCCCUCUCGGCUCGCAAGAUGUUAGCAUUCUUCGCUUCCCGACCGUCUGCAUCAUUGGCUUUAUUCCUCAUAUGCUCAUCAUUCUAGGCAUUCUGGUAUGUUCAUCAAUUUACGGCGUGGCUCUAUUGCUCAACGCAAUAUCACUUCCGCCAAGCGCACCACAAAAUCCCUCGCUCAAGGAGCGCUUUUCGAUUGCUUUCAACAACAUGCAAGCCAAUGUUCAAUUCUCGUCUGUCUCAUCCAUGAGGCUGAGUUGGAGUGAAGACUUUUACACCGUUCUGCUGAAAAUUGGCUUCAAUGUUCUUACCGCCGCAAGUGAGUCUGUCUUCCUCAACGAAGGAAGCAAAAUUCAAAUCCAUGCCAUGACCUGGCUCGAAGAAGAGCGAAUGCAAGAAUUCACUUCCAUGCUGGAAGAUCGUCGCCGAGCGAGUCUGGUCCCCUCUGACUUGCUCGAUGAACGUAUUGCGAGAGGUCUCAGCUUCACUGACCACAAGACCAUGCCCUCGACAUCAGGCUUUGCUGUCGAGCGAAGAUCGAAGUCUUCCACUGAACCCAAGAAUAGUAGAGCCUUGAACAAUGAUAACGGACUCGGGAUCGCAGAACGUCGUGGUAGAUGGCAACUCAGUUUCGAAUUCCUGAAGGGUCUGUUCUGGUUGCUUAUCCGCAUCAACAGUCGUCUUGCUCUGACUUGUCUCUCAAGGAUGGGUAUUGAGAGAGUGCCCCAAUGGCUGACCAGGGGCGCCGAUUAUGGGCGGCCAGCCGCUGCUCCUUCAUCUUCGAGAACGCGGAACGGACAACGAGCCUCGACACCCGACUUUUGGCUAGUUUCUGACAAAGGUGUCUUAUCUUUACCACAAAAUGGUAACAUCGAUGUCGAAGUCGAGAUGCGCAGGCGACUGCAGGCUCCUACAGGUCAUGCACCAGAAGAGGAUGCAGUGGAUGCCGAUCUGUAUAACUGGUGGAAACGUGGUGGAUGGUGGGGAGAUCUGGACACCAGCGGUACUUACGAAUCUCGAGAGCAAGAUGAUGAUACAACCAGCAUGAUCUCCAUGUCAUCAAGCGCUCUCAGCGAAGUCGACUCUGAGGACGACAGCGGCAGAAGGACCCCGACGCAAGAUGACUACAUCCAUAGUCGCGAGCCGACCCCUGCAACAGGCUUCGACGUGGCAGAUCUAGCUCGACUACUGGACCCAAAGACAGCAGCAGAUAAAGAAGAAGCACAAAUGCUCGCACGCCAUCUUCAAAGCGAAAAGCCUGUGACACGCUCACAGUACCGUCAACGGAUGAACCGUGAAAAAGCACGAGUGCUGGACGUCCCAUACCUCGAUUCAGCGUUCAGCGAAAGUACAGAAGGUGCCUCAGGUUCGAUGGCCGAAGCGGAAAAUCUCGAGAGAUUCCUCCUCGAACGUCGUCUCGCCAAACGCCCCGAAGCGGCUGGAGGUGCUGGUUCCUGGGAUUCUGGCGCUGAAGGCAUGGGAUCGAGUGGACCGCAGUGUGUCGUCUGUCAGAGUAGCCCUCGUGUCAUCGUUGCGUGGCCCUGUGGUUGUCUCUGUGUCUGCGACGAGUGCAGAGUGGGCGUGGCUACGAGGAACUUCACAAAAUGCAUGUGUUGCAGGACUAAAGUGGUUGCGUACUCCAGGCUCUAUGUUCCUUAG